This is a messenger RNA of Anolis carolinensis (green anole), 8081 nucleotides long. RefSeq names its product neuropilin 1 (gene nrp1). NCBI's taxonomy places the organism in Eukaryota, Metazoa, Chordata, Lepidosauria, Squamata, Anolidae. The coding region runs from base 840 to 3599 and encodes 919 amino acids. The transcript has 17 exons. Gene Ontology annotation, biological process: neural crest cell migration; vascular endothelial growth factor signaling pathway; response to wounding. Gene Ontology annotation, cellular component: axon; plasma membrane; focal adhesion. Gene Ontology annotation, molecular function: vascular endothelial growth factor binding; vascular endothelial growth factor receptor activity; semaphorin receptor activity. The record is from RefSeq and is a predicted model, not a curated record.
CGCCCGGACGCUGGGUACUACUACUUCUUGCUCUGCUGCUACCUCCUGGAUUACAGCGGGCAGAGCCAACAAGAAAGCCACUGGGUGGGUGCGUGGGUGAGAGUGGGUGGUGCUCUUCCUUCCCUUGCUUCCCUCCUUGGCAGAAGUGUGUCCAAACCCACAUUGCCGCCGCGCAUUGGACUCCGUGUGGAGAAGAAAGCAUCGCUCUCAUCAGCAGCAGCAUCUUCUUCCUUCUCCUUCCUUCUGAGACCAUCUUUCCAAGAAAGGAUCUCUUGGUGCCCCUCUUGCCUCCAAAUGCCAGCUGAUUGAGAGGUGGAGAGAGCAUGAAGUUGGGCAAGAAGUCGCUCCUUCCGCCUCCUCCUUCCUCAUCACUGGCAUCGCUUCCCCUUCUUCUUCUGCACAGCAGACUCUCCCCGGUGAGACCUUCCUUCUCCUGGAAGCUGUGAAGGGUUUUGUUUUUCUCCUCCUCUCCUUCCACUGUUGUGACUUCCUUGUUAGUUUUUCCACCGGCUUUUUUCCCCCUUCCUUCCAAGUCUGGUCUAUUUGGGAAUGGCAAAGGCAGUGACGCCUGGAAAAGGAACAAGUGUGGGAAAAGGCAGAGGAAACUGGAGCUAAAUGACAGGAUGCGGGAGACUUGAGGAGAUAUAGUAUCAACACAAGGAGAGAGGAGUGUCCUUGGCCACCAACGGGACUCUGGUUGUUGCUGCUGCUGCUACUGAAGAUUUCUUGCAUUUUUUCAAACUGCCUUUACUGGAGGAUUUAAGAUCCAAGCGGGAUUGUGUGCUGAAACAGGGAUACUCUGUUCUCUUCCUUCAGCUCUCAAGGACCAAGAAAGGAAGAUGGAUUGGGGACUCUUCCUGAACUAUGUUGCCCUCACUGCCAGCCUUGGCAGGGCUUUGAAGAGUGAUAAAUGUGGAGAAAAUAUAAAAAUCAUAGAGCCUGGCUAUCUCACGUCUCCUGGCUAUCCUAACACUUAUCAUCCAAGCCAAAAAUGUGAAUGGCUGAUUCAAGCUCCACAACCCUACCAGAGAAUUAUGAUCAACUUCAAUCCUCACUUCGAUUUGGAGGACAGAGAAUGCAAGUACGAUUAUGUUGAAGUGAUUGAUGGAGACAACGCAAAUGGGCGAGUAUGGGGAAAGUUUUGUGGCAAGAUUGCCCCCCCUCCUGUGAUAUCUACAGGACCGCACCUCUUAAUCAAGUUUGUCUCUGAUUACGAAACUCACGGAGCGGGCUUUUCCAUUCGCUAUGAAAUUUUCAAAAGAGGACCAGAAUGCUCCCGGAAUUUUACAUCUAUGAGUGGGGUGAUCAGGUCCCCAGGUUUCCCUGAAAAAUAUCCCAAUAGCCUUGAAUGCACUUACAUUGUUUUUGCACCAAAGAUGUCAGAGAUAAUACUAGAAUUUGAAAGCUUUGAACUGGAGCCGGACUCAAAUCCUCCAGGAGGCGUGUUCUGUCGCUAUGACCGAUUAGAAAUCUGGGAUGGAUUCCCUGAAGUUGGGCCUCACAUAGGCCGAUACUGUGGGCAAAACACACCAGGUCGUAUCCGCUCUUCAACCGGCAUUCUUUCUAUGGUUUUCUACACCGACAGUGCAAUAGCAAAGGAAGGAUUCUCUGCAAACUACACUGCCUUGCAAAACAGUGUAUCAGAAGAUUUCCAGUGCGCCGAACCACUCGGGAUGGAGUCUGGUGAAAUUCAUUCUGACCAAAUCAGUGCCUCUUCCCAGUAUAGCACCAACUGGUCUUCUGAAAGGUCCCGAUUAAAUUACCCUGAAAAUGGAUGGACACCUGGAGAAGACUCCAGCAGAGAAUGGAUACAGGUGGACUUAGGCCUCCUCCGUUUCGUUUCUGCCAUUGGAACCCAAGGAGCCAUUUCAAAAGAAACAAAGAAAAAAUACUUUUUGAAAACAUACCGAGUGGAUAUCAGUUCUAAUGGAGAAGACUGGAUUUCUGUUAAAGAUGGAAACAAUAAACCAUUGGUGUUCAUCGGAAACAUCAAUCCCACUGAUGUCGCUUACAGACCAUUUCCCAAACCAGUCCUGACACGUUUUGUUCGAAUCAAACCUGCAAGCUGGGAAACCGGGAUAUCACUAAGAUUUGAAGUAUAUGGAUGCAAAAUAACAGAUUAUCCUUGCUCUGGCAUGCUGGGUAUGGUGUCAGGUCUAAUAACGGACUCUCAGAUUACUGCUUCAAAUGAAUUUGAAAGAAACUGGAGCCCUGAAAAUGUCCGUCUUAUAACUAGCCGGGUAGGAUGGGCAUUACCCCCUCCUGCCACACACUCUUAUUCAAAGGAAUGGCUCCAAAUAGACCUCGGUGAAGAGAAGAUAGUACGAGGCAUCAUUGUCCAGGGAGGCAAACACAGAGAGAACAAAGUCUUCAUGAGGAAAUUCAAGCUUGGGUACAGCUACAAUGGAUCAGACUGGAAGUGGAUUAUGGAUGCCAGCAAAAAGAAGGCUAAGGUAUUUGAAGGCAACACUAACUAUGAUACUCCUGAACUCCGUACCUUUGAACCUAUAACAACCAGAUUCAUUCGUGUUUAUCCUGAAAGAGCCACCCAUGGUGGAUUGGGACUGAGGAUGGAACUACUGGGCUGUGAAAUUGAAGUACCUACUUCAGUCCCAACCACGGCUGACAGCAACCUUGUGGACGAGUGUGAUGAUGACCAAGCCAACUGCCACAGUGGAACAGGUGAUGACUUCCAGUUGACAGGCAGUACCACAGCUAUGAUCACAGAAAGGUCAACAGCAAUUGACACUACGGUGCAGCCAGAACUCCCAGCCUAUGGUUUCAACUGUGGAUUUGGCUACAGUUCUCAGAAGACAAUUUGCCGUUGGGAGCAUGAUGGCCAACUGGACCUGAGGUGGGCUGUGCUUACCAGCAAAACAGGGCCCAUUCAAGACCACACAGGAGAUGGCAAUUUCAUUUACUCACAAGCUGAUGAAAACCAGAAAGGCAAAGUUGCACGGCUCAUCAGUCCCAUCAUCAACCCGCAGAACUCUGCACUCUGCAUGACUUUUUGGUAUCACAUGUCAGGCCACCAUGUUGGCACGCUAAGAAUCAAACUGCGGUACCAGACACCAAAAGAAUAUGAUCAGGUCUUGUGGACGCUUAGUGGAAAUCAGGGAAAUUUCUGGAAAGAAGGGCGAGUAUUUCUUCAUAAAUCUGCCAAACAUUACCAGGUGAUGGUAGAAGGAGAAAUAGGAAAAGGAACUGGAGGAAUUGCAGUUGAUGACAUUAACUUUGAUGGCCACAUCACCCAGGAGGAAUGCCGAAGAAAUGAAAUAGUCGAAGUAGAGCCAGAUAUUAAUCAAACAGGGUUUACUCCAGAUUACCAUGGAAACGGGGAGCCCUACGAUGACAUCUCCAGAAAGCCAGGUAAUGUCCUCAAGACGCUUGACCCCAUCCUCAUCACCAUUAUCGCCAUGAGUUCGCUUGGAGUACUUCUGGGGGCCAUCUGUGGAGUCAUUCUGUACUGCGCUUGUUGGCACAAUGGGAUGUCGGAUAGGAACUUAUCUGCACUGGAGAACUACAAUUUCGAACUUGUGGAUGGCGUGAAAUUGAAAAAAGACAAACUGAAUGCACAGAAUACUUAUUCAGAGGCAUGAGGAGGAUAUAGCUAAAGAGAUCGUGGAGAAUUGAGAUGGAAGGACAUAUCGCUAGCUUAUGCUGGGGAACUGUGGAUCUUCUUUUACUGUACAGGCUGAAAACUGCGUUGAGGACGCUGAGCCAAGCUUUUCUCAGGAGCUUCAGUGAGUGUAACAGAUGUACUAAAACAUGGACAACAAUCUGUGUUAAACAAUCUGAAUCAUGUACAGUCUACUUCUGUUUCUGUUUUGAUUUGAAAUAAUCAAAUGCUGGUGUUGAGACCAAGUAUGAUUGACUUAAGAGGGGAUGUUUCUUUUCCUAUAUAUUUUUUGUCCUUCCUUCCUUCCCUCCCUUCCCCAAUUUCCUCCCGUCUUGGUUUUGUUGCCUUCCUCCCCACCCUCUGCCCUGUUGUAUAUUUUUGUUAUUAGUAUUAUUAUUAUUAUUAUUUCUUACUGUGCAAAAAUCCAAGAUGCUGUCACAAAGUGUAUUUUGGUGGGGGUCCUUUGGAUGGACAUACUGUCUGUAGCUCAGUGCCCAGAAAAAAUAUCAACGUAACAGCAGCUUAGUGGGUUCCUGAACCUGUAUUUGUGUAUAAUUGCUUGUGUUGUGCAUAGGCAAAGGAGGGUUAGGGUGUUUUUGAAAACAAAACAAAAAAAGUACUGUAGCAUCAGUACUAGUAUAGUGUGUCAGCUCUGUUUAACAAGCAAUACAGUCAGAAUUUUAUUGGUGUUUCUCAAUGUUGUACUAAACCUUGUGCUUGUGAAUUCCAUACAAGAAAUACGUGCCAUCAUCCAGAAACAACCGGCAAACCGAGUGUACUGCCUCUAAUUGUAAGAAAACAAAGCAAAAGUCCUUGGCACUGGCUAGUGUGUGUCCUCUAAGUGCCUUUUUGUUUGUACUGCUUCUCAUUGUGUUAACAUUAACUCCACCUUUGUCUCUCUCCAGUUAAAGUCCUUAUUACUUAGCCUGAGGGCUCACUGACUAACAAGAAAGUAUAUUUUAGUGUAAGUAAACCUUGGGAAGGCAAGGGCUAAGGAAAUUAGCGUGGCUUGAUUCUUCCACUUCCUGUAUUUCAAUUUAAUGUUUCUGGACCAUUUUUGUACAAAGCUGCAAUAUUUCCCCCUUCUCCUUUUAUUGUUCUUUCAUAUAGAAUGUAUUUUCAAAUAUAAUCACUCACUUCCUCUCUCUCUUUCAAGCUCUCUAUCUCUCUCUACUUCUCUCUCAAGUAGAUUGUUGCAUAAGUAUUUGCCAUUGUCAAGGAAAGGAAAAUGCAGCUUUAAUUCGCUGGUAAUGGCAAAAAAUGGAUUUAUUAGAUCUCGCGUUUUGUUUUGUUGGUUUCUUUUCCGUAUUUUAAUUAAGGGAGAUUUCUUAACUGUACACACCAGAGUUGAACUUUGGAUUUCUUGUUAGCAACAUAAAGUGACAGUAUCUUUUCUUUUUCCUUUUGAAAGCCAUGAAAUCGGUCAUUUAAUUCUGUGCAAGGCUUUCAUAUUAAUAGAUAGCAAAAUAUGGUUUUUUUAUUUCGCAAAACAAAGAAUGUCUCUUGCCAUCUACUAGCCAUGCUAUCCAAUGUAAGAGUGGUUAUCUCAAUGUAGGACAUGUUCACCUUAAUUCGAGUUACACUGAUGCUGCUACCAGUGGUGCUGUGUUGGCUUGGUCAGCAAUGGAUAAGGUAAAAAUCAAUAAAUCAAUGUAUAACAUAUUAAUACGAAACUGGGUUAAAAUAUUACAGAUUAAAAACCCAUAACAUUGUAAAGAAUGUACAAGCCCAGUCAAAAUCAGAUCACACUGUGUAGAACAUUUAUAUUUCUCUUUCUUUUUCAGACACAGAUUGUGUGAUACUGUAAAUGGGCAUCUAUAUCAAGAAAGCAACAAUGGAUGCAAUGCAUUUAGGAAUUUUAAGUAUUCUCCAAAAUAUGUAAUUGAGUUUUUAAAUGACAACUGGGAGUUAAGUAAUCAUCAAGUGAUUUUGUCCUUUUCAGUUUAACGGCAAUGGAAAUUAUUUCUAUCAAAUGUGCCCUUACGUGGUGAGAGUUGGGAGCCAUCAAAUCAAAAUGAAGCUAUAAAAGCUGGACUUAACUCAGAUUUACAAAAAACUAACCAACAGAAUUCAAGGCUAAACAUUUACCACAAGGGAAAAGUAUUGUAUACAUCAGAUUUAAUUCCUAAAUGCAUUAUCCAAAUUACAUGGGUUGAAACACUCUGCUAAUUAAUUAUUCCAAAGAGAAGAUCCAGCUCAAAAAAAUUUCAUCUUCACUUGGAUCAUUUAAUGUUUAGUUGCGUAAUUAUCAGCUUUGCCUUAACAAUGGUUAUCACAUGGGCAUCUUAAGAUCAACGACUUAAAAGCAUGCGAAUAUCAUUUAAGAAGUGGAGCUUGCCAUACAUAAAAGCUUGUCUCUGGCAGAACUCCAGAAGCAAUGGGCAAUCACGGUUCUUGAAAAUGAAAAUGGACUUGUUCACAAGUUCUCUACAGAGUCCUUUUGGCAGAGCGACGUCUGUUUUGGCUGGUAGCAGUUCUCUGUGAUGUCAAACAAAGAGGUCAUUUCUGAUUCUACUAGAGAUGUAAAAGACUGAUCCUGGGACCUUUUGCAUGCAGAGCAUGUAAUCUACCAUUGAACUUCUCAUCACUCAGCCCUCUAACUCUAGAUAACUUUCAGUAGUCUGUGAACUGUCGCCUUGCAGCAUUAUUGUGCUUGAGCUGAUGCUGAUUAUAUGAAAGCUUUGUUUUGUUAUAGCUCAUUCACACACGUUAAAAAUUACUAGUUGAUACAAAGCAACAGACAAUUAAUACGCAAGUGUGAACUACUGCCAGUCCAGUAGAGUACAACCUGUACUAUUAUUCAAUGCUUAUUCAGUGCAAGAAGCCAGAGGUGACAUCUUCACUGUACCAGGGUAUCUAACACAAGGAGAUGAUGUUGGAUUCCACCCAGCAUCAACCCUAGAUGACAUGAUGAAUCUUAAGUUAUGAGGGGAGUUGUCAUUCAAUAUCUGAAGACCACAGGUUCCUUGCCCCUGGCCUCACCGUCCAAUCCUCUGCAUAUUUACUCAAAAGUAAGUUCUGCUCUGCUCAGUGGGACUUAAGUCUAAGGAAGCACACAGGGCUACCAAAUGCUUUUAAACAAUGUUGUUUGGACCUUUAUAUGUACUACCAUGAACAGCUUUCAUAGGACAUCAUGGAACAUGAUAGUGUGAAUCUCUUCCCUCACCUCCCUGUUUGAAAACAAAUGCUUCCAUUCCUAGAAGGCUAACUACACUUGGUCCAGCCUACCUCCACACACAUUUCAAUUUGUUGAAAUUGAUGUGGGUUUAGCUAUUUAUUUUGUUCUAGUUGGUUUGGGAUUGAAUCCAACCAUCUCCACCCCAUAUCGCCUUAAUUUGUUUCUCUGUGUGCCAGUUGCACACAAAUAAAACUUUCUUCAUCCUGGACUUAACUCCAGAAGCAGAAGGUCAGUUCUUCUGGGUUUUCCUGGAAAGGAUUAACCUCUCGUCUUUCUUUUUUCUACUUAGAGACAGAGAUUGUUCCUUUUUUUAAAUAGUUACAUUGACCCAUGGAUAAGUUGAUCCAGGAUUCGGGGUGUACCUUUUGACUAAAAUCUCUAGACAUAUACACAAUAAUGUGCCCCAUGGCAGCUAGCAUCUUCCAUGUCAAUUGUUCGAUGAAUCCUUUUGGGGUUUAGUCUGGACCAGUGGUUCUCAACCUGGAGUCCCCAGAUGUUUUUGGCCUUCUGUCCUGCUAGCAUGGAAGCCAGCAAUCAUCACAACCUGAGUGUAACGAAGUACUAACUGCAUGGGAAGAGUAAGACAAUCCAUUCUUAUACUCAGCCUCAACCUCCAAGCCUGCUACCUUCAUAUGUCUAUCUCUAGCUGGAAGUUAUGGGAGUUGUAGUCAAACACACCCAGGAGAAGUGAGUUAGGGAUUUCUGCAGUGUCUGUCAAACACUAGAGCAGAGACUGAAGAACCUAUUUGUUCAAAUAGGAGUUGAAUCAAAACUGCCCUUCAACAAAGGAAAAGUGAUACUGCAACGUUAAAUGAAAAAAGUUAUCUUGCACUGAUAAAUAUAUUUAAAAGUUAUAUGUUUAUAAAGUUAUUAAUUUGUAAAGGCAGUGUUACAAAAUGUUCAGUUUAUAUUGUUUUAGAUUGUUUCAUAAUUUUGAAAGUGUAAAAUAACGUAUUUUUUUCUUUAUAAAAAAAAUCCUAUAAAAAUCUUCUGUAGUGAAAGGUUUUCAUUUUACUGGUAUGUUAUUGCUUCAUGUUUUGUAUCAUUAUAAAACUUUGUGCAAAUUUUUUUACAGAAAUUUUUUAUUUUCUAUGACAAUAUGACACUUUUAAAUUGUUAUUUCAAAAAUGAACAGCAAAGCCUUAACUUUAAAUGACGUUUGUAUUCUCGGACACUGAGUAGCAUUAAAAACAAGCAAACAUAGGAUUGAAUUGUAAUUUAAAUUUCCAGACAAUGACUACUACAUUCCAAAGAAACAGUUGAAUUAAACAUUUUCAUAAAAUA